CGUGUGGACCUGUGGAUGCCCAAGCUAGAAGGAGUAUACCUUGACCUCGUCCUUUCCGAGGACAGCCCUUUCAAGAUUAUGGAUGGUGGAAAGCUGGUGGCUAACCCAUGGGACAUGCCUCCUCCUUAUCCAACAUAUGUUGCAACCCCCUCAUCUUCGUCUUCGUCUUCGUCACAUAUUCUGGCAUUGCCUUUGAAGAAGAGUGAGCCGUUGGACCUCUACGAGUCCUUGCGCAAUUACUUUGUCCUCAAAUACUCUGAGAGUGUGGCAAAGAGUGUAGAAGGCCUUCUCGAAUUGCUAAACAAAUUGCGUAGUGAAAUGCUGCGUGAUGACCUCUCUCUACCCUUGCGCCGUGACUGCCUCAUCCGCUAUUACAAAUGCCUUUGCAUGAUUGAGCCUUUGUUCCCCAUGACUUCCUCAUCCAACCCACCUAUCUUUGUUUGGUACAAUGCCUUCAACCCACAACAGAACUCUUCUCAGCACAACAUCCAUUUGGAGAAGGCCUCUGUUCUCUUCAACCUGGGAGCCCUCGGCUCCCACAUUGCUCUCUCCUGCGAUCUCACCACCAUCCAAGGCCAGCGCAUUGCCAUAGACGCCUUACAUGAUGCUUCAUAUUGGUUCUUAAUACUAACGCAUGAGGCUGAGAAGGCAUCUGCCACCAUUGACUUGUCAAUAAGCUGCACCCAGAUGCUGCACGAGAUAAUAAGCGCGCAGGUUGCUGACUUGGAAUGCAAUUUUCCUCAACUCCGUUAUGUAUCACUUUGUGGUGGAUGUCCUGUUUUUGUGCUUUAUCGGAAAGCUUUUGACAUGUCGACAUUGGGGCCUUUAGCUGAGACUCGUGUUCAAUCCUUGAUAGCUCAACAUCUUCUGUCGAUUAUGAGAACCUGCCUUAUUGAAUUUGCUCCUAGUGAUGUCACUGAACAAUUUCUUGUAGGGUAUUGUAAGGCUGCACAAUUUCUUACAGGGUAUCGUAUUCCAGUGGGAUGUCAACCACCAUGCUUGGACCUUCUCUCCAAGGCUGGCCCUGUCAUGAUUAAGGAUGGAAAUCUUGUGGCCAACCUUAGUGGCAGUGACAUUCGCAUUGGAGGAGAUGAGCUCCCAGGAGACCACAGUAACAUGGCCAUAGACCAAAACUGAACAAGCUUUAGGAAUUACCUGUUUAUUUUCAUUUUUAAAUUGGAUAUUGGAAUUUUGUUUGU
Molecule: messenger RNA, 1199 nt
Organism: Arachis duranensis
Lineage: Eukaryota; Viridiplantae; Streptophyta; Magnoliopsida; Fabales; Fabaceae
Product: vacuolar-sorting protein BRO1
Exons: 2
Coding region: 16-1137 (373 amino acids)
Biological process (GO): negative regulation of stress fiber assembly
Source: RefSeq, a predicted model, not a curated record